AUGGGGUCAUCUGUGUCCAAGGCUGCCCUCGAAGCGACCACGGAUGAGCUCGUGGAACCAGACUCGAAACACCUAGAUGAUCUCACUCACUACAUUAAUGCAUCAAAUAUGGGUGUCAAACGCCUGGCAGAUGUUCUUUCUCAGAAGGCGAAGAGCAGCAGCUGGGUGGUGGUGUUCAAAGCUCUGGUUACUGUUCAUCAUCUUAUGGUGCAUGGAAAUGAGCGUUUUAUCCGUCAUCUUGCAUCUCGAAGCUCUUUGUUCACUUUACACAGCUUCCUGGACAACAGUGUCGUAGAAGGCUAUGCUAUGUCCACCUUCAUCAGACGAUACAGCAGGUUUUUGAAUGAAAAGUCACUCGCAUAUAGACUGAUCGGAUAUGAUGUCACCAAAACCAAGAGAGGGCUGGAUGGCUUCAUGAGAAAUAUGAAUACCAAAGACCUGCUAAACACACUUCCAGUUAUUCAAACUCAGUUUGAUGCUCUUCUUAGUUUUAAUGCAAAUGCAAAUGACCUAACUAAUCGUAUAAUACAUGCUGCUUUCAUGCUCCUCUUUAAGGAUUCUCUUCGCCUCUUUGCAGCCUAUAAUGAGGGAAUUCUCAAUGUGCUAGACAAGUUUUUUCACAUGACGAAGCGCCAGUGCAACGAAAGUCUGGACAUGUACAUCAAGUUCCUUGCAGGAACAACCAAAUUUGAACAGUUCCUGAAGGUUGCAGAGCAAGUUGGAAUCGACCAGAACAACAUUCCAUAUCUUGCUCAGGCACCCAACAGUUUACUUGAAGCACUAAAACAGCACUUAGCUUCAUUGGAAGAGAAAAAUGAAGUUUUUCCUCCUUACAGUCUCCAGCACUCAUUGAUUCACUCCAUCUCAAAGAAUUCAAUUAUGAAAGUUUCAUCAAGGCAAAAUUGGUUUUCAGGUCACAAACCUAUGAAAGCCAGACAACGUCAUGGAGCAAGCACAGAAAACAAUCUGGAUGACUCAUUUGCUAGCCUUGUAGAAAAUUUUAAACUUGAAGAAAUCCCAGUCAACAAAUCUGACAUGAAUUGCCAUCAAUCUUCAGAGGUGGAGUUUACUGAGCGACUAAACUGGCAGUUGAAUAUGGAUGACUACAACUACGCAUCAGACUUCUGGAAUCCUGUUUCUGUUUCUCCCAUUCUCCGCAUGGUACCAAUUCCAGUAUCCUGUCCGGUGAAUUCAGAGCAAGAGCCUGUGUAUGGAGUGAUUCCAGCUUCAGUGGGAGCUCCUUUCCCAAUAUCACUUCCAUCCAUGGAUUAUACCCGGCAAGACUUAGAGACCAACAAACCUCCCACUCUACUCACAGAACAUUAGUAGGUACAAUUCAUGUAG
Messenger RNA from Myotis brandtii (Brandt's bat), 1344 nucleotides. Its product is annotated as phosphatidylinositol-binding clathrin assembly protein-like. Bases 1 to 1326 code for a protein of 441 amino acids. Gene Ontology annotation, biological process: synaptic vesicle budding from presynaptic endocytic zone membrane; clathrin coat assembly; clathrin-dependent endocytosis. Lineage: Eukaryota; Metazoa; Chordata; Mammalia; Chiroptera; Vespertilionidae. Gene Ontology annotation, cellular component: extrinsic component of presynaptic endocytic zone membrane; clathrin-coated vesicle; clathrin-coated pit. The transcript has 16 exons. Gene Ontology annotation, molecular function: SNARE binding; 1-phosphatidylinositol binding; clathrin heavy chain binding. The record is from RefSeq and is a predicted model, not a curated record.